Messenger RNA from Knipowitschia caucasica, 270 nucleotides. The record is from the annotation of a GenBank genome assembly. Lineage: Eukaryota; Metazoa; Chordata; Actinopteri; Gobiiformes; Gobiidae.
AUGCAGCCGCCACCGCCUUCGCUGUGGGAGCAGGACCAGACAGGCCCGCCCCCCCCUACCUCCCCCUCCUCCCCCGUCUGCUACACCCACGGAGUGAGUGUGUCCUCAGUGAGUGUGUCCUCAGUGAGUGUGUCCUCAGUGAGUGUGUCCUCAGUGAGUGUGUCCUCAGUGAGUGUGUCCUCAGUGAGUGUGUCCUCAGUGAGUGUGUCCUCAGUGAAUAAAACGUCACUGUUUGGUCCUGAAGACGACAAAGACCUGGGCUCUGUCUGA